Molecule: messenger RNA, 2025 nt
Organism: Symbiodinium necroappetens
Lineage: Eukaryota; Dinophyceae; Suessiales; Symbiodiniaceae
Source: the annotation of a GenBank genome assembly
AUGAUCCACGUCCCCGCCCUCCCCGGGACGCCCGCGAGCGACCUCUCCCCCGGCGCCAUCGUCUCGGAAAUCGAGGACCAGGCCCGCCUCUACGAGCAGCUCGGCUUCGACGCCGUGAUGAUCGAGAACAUGCACGACACGCCCUACCUGCGGCGCAACGUCGGCCCCGAGAUCACCGCGAUGAUGGCCGUCUGCGCGCGCGCCGCGACGGAAACGGUCGACAUCCCCGUCGGCGUGCAGAUCCUCGCCGGCGCGAACCGCGCCGCCCUCGCGGCUGCCCACGCCGGCGGCGCGAGCUUCGUCCGCGCCGAGGGCUUCGCGUUCGCGAGCGUCGCGGACGAGGGCCUCCUCGACGAGGCCGACGCCGGCCCUCUCCUCCGCCACCGCGCCGCCAUCGGCGCCGAGGACAUCCUCAUCUUCGCGGACAUCAAGAAGAAACACUCGUCCCACGCCAUCACGGCCGACCUCGACCUCGCCGAGACCGCCAAAGCCUGCGCCUUCAUGCGCGCCGACGGCCUCAUCAUCACGGGCAGCGCGACGGGCGAGGAGACCUCAACCGAAGACCUCCAGCAGGUCGCGCACGUCACCGACCUCCCCAUCCUCGUCGGAUCCGGCGCGCACGAGGGCAACAUCAAGCGCAUGCUCGAGCUCGCCACGGGCGUCAUCGUCGGCGCUGCUCAAGGCCGCGGGACGAUGACCGAGCCCCCCACCCCGCCUCCCCCGGACGACCUCCCCGACCGCGACAUCACCCUCAACCUCCCCGAGCCCUUCGGCGCGCCGGACAACGGAGACAUCAUCACCAUCGUCACCGGCCUCCCGCGCAGCGGCACCUCCCUCAUGAUGCAGAUGCUCGAAGCCGGGGGCAUCCCACCCUGCACCGACAACAAGCGCACGGCAGACGUAAACAACGCCCGCGGCUACUACGAGCACGCGAAAGUCAUGGCCCUCCGCAAAGACGCGACAUGGGUCCCGGAGGCCGCGGGCGGCGCGCUCAAGGUCGUCGCCCCCCUCCUGGAGCACCUCCCCGAGGGCCCGCGCUACCGCGUCAUCUUCAUGGAGCGCGACCUCGCCUCCGUCAUGCAAAGCCAGGCCACCAUGCUCGAACGCCUCGGCCGCGCGGGCGGCGCCGCGACGGGCGCCGAAGCCCUCCGCGUCUCGAUGCGCCGCCACCUCCUCCGCGCCGACCGAACCGUCCGCGAACGAGAAGACAUGCGCGCCCUGCACAUCCCCUACGAGGCCCUCCUCGAGAACCCAACCCCCCACCUCGAACGCCUCGCGCGGUUCCUGGGCGACGCCUUCGACGCGGCUGCCGCGUCGCGGGUGAUCGUGCUCACCAUGCCAGCAACGCGCAACGCCCGGCUGAACCCGCCCACGCGCCGCCGCCAUCUGGGCGUCACGCUCGUGGAACUCAUCAUCACCCUGGGCGUGCUCCUCGUCCUGCUGGGAAUCCUCGCACCAACCCUCCGCGGCGCCCGCGACGAGGCCGUCGAACUCACGGGCUUGUCAGAUAUCAAGCAGAACGCCGCGCUCGUGCACACCUACGCGUCGGAGAACGAUCUGUAUUUCCCGAUCGGAACCGAUGAGGACGCACACCCAACAACGGUCACCGGCAGCUGGUGGCGCGUCGUCGUGAAAACGGGCGUCUUGAGCUACGAGGAAUACCAGCAAUGGGGCGACCGGAUCGCCAAGCUCAGCAUGACCGCUGCCACCGACCCAAGGCAUUUGAUCCGCGGUCAGACCGUCGACCCGUUCCUCGCACUCAAGCACAUCAAGAUCAGAACAUCGCAGGUCCGCUCGCCAUCCGCCUGGGGCAUGCUGAACUACCCGGACUACGUUGAUCCCUCGGGUUACGCCUUCCGCUGGUGCUGCAACGACCUGCUCCCGUCUCCCGUCGCGUUCGGCGACGGCAGCGCCGGGAUGUACAUCUGGCAUGAGCUGCUCCCGGAUGGCGAGCUCUACAUCGAGAACAACAUCGGUUACCCGGUGAACACCGCCUGGGGCGGCAUCCACGGCCGGAGCAGGUGA